Molecule: messenger RNA, 1232 nt
Organism: Klebsormidium nitens
Lineage: Eukaryota; Viridiplantae; Streptophyta; Klebsormidiophyceae; Klebsormidiales; Klebsormidiaceae
Source: the annotation of a GenBank genome assembly
UUUGAAAGCUUGACAGAUUCUCUCAAAAGGCCGGGCGCUGCAAAUUGCAAUGCUGCAUUGCGGCUGCUUGGCAUUGCAGGACGUACCUAAGAACUUAGUUAGCAUUUCUUAUCGUGCAAGGGUGCAGGAAAAAGGACUUAAGAGCGCAGGAAGGAGCCGUUGAGGGGCAAGAACUUAUUCAGGAGCCACGCUUGAUGCAGCUCAGGACAGUCAGCGGGCAGGCACUCUCUCCGUUCUGCUACUCGUGCGAUCAUGACAGUCUGCUUUCGAAGCUCAAGAGGCCUGAACUUGCACCGCAGUUUGCGGGAGAAUUUAGUGGUUCCUUGCUUAGGCAUGGUCAGAGAAGAAGUCUCAUAAGAAAGAGAAAUCGCUUCAUAACAGCUGCCAAGCGAGAAGGGACCAGCAAAGAGGAGCGGCAGAGCAAGGCUCGCUCAGCAAAAGCUCUCCCUAUCCGGGUGGUGUCAGUAGCCAAAGCAGGUGCCGGGCCAGGACAGCUGCUAGCGAAAGAGUAUGCUGAGAAGAUCCGGCGCUACUGCACAUUUGAGGAGCUGGUGAUUCGGCCCAACCCAAAACACACUCCAGAUGCGGACGUCCAAGUCGCGAGCGAGGGCGAACGAGUGCUCAAAAGCAUUACCCCUCGAGACUAUGUGGUAGUAUUGGACGAGCGCGGGCGCGACCUGACGUCCGAACAACUUGCCGACCUAGUUGCGGACGCAGGAGAUACGGGUUGCUCGGCUCUGCUGUUCUGCAUCGGGGGUCCAUACGGCCACAGCCCGGCAGUCCGGAGCCGAGCAAACGUCGUGGUGCGCCUUUCUUGCAUGGUGUUAAACCACGAGGUGGCGCUCAUUGUGUUAUUGGAGCAGAUUUAUAGGGCCUGGACUAUCUUGAAGGGAGAGAAGUAUCACCACUGAUUGCUUGGAAGUCGAUACCGUGGGAUACGCUUGUUAUGUAUUGAACUAGUCUUGUAACUCUAGUAGACGAGUCCAGGUUCCUUCCGGCAUUGUUGUCUGCCAUUACACUUGUUGCUUUUCCCAAGGCUGAGCACACUCUCAAAUUAAUCGUUGAUCAGUAAGCACCCUGCCCAAAAUGGACAGAGUGUGUUAGUCUCUGCACAAAGCCAUUCACCUGGGAAAAGUAAGACGACAGUGUUAGGUUUGUAGAUGGAGGCCGCCGUUCAAUGCUCAAUAAGUUUACUCUGGUGCGGUCGUUCGGUGUAAGUGAAUGUUGCUGCC